Messenger RNA from Mesorhabditis belari, 1521 nucleotides. The record is from the annotation of a GenBank genome assembly. NCBI's taxonomy places the organism in Eukaryota, Metazoa, Nematoda, Chromadorea, Rhabditida, Rhabditidae.
AUGAACUCCAUUGAUCAUUUGAACGAGGGAAUUCCGGAUGUGCCAACUCCUGCAAAUGCUUUGGUAGGCGAAGGCCCCGAAAGGCAAAAUAAUGAAAAUGCAGUAGAAAGAGGCCGAGAGGCAUUUCCGGCUAUUCGAGCUGCAUCACCGGCUAUCAGUUCAAAUGCGGCCGGUAAUGCUCAAUCAUUGGAGAAACUUUUUCAGCGUAUGAAUGUUUUAUCGAAAGAAGGUAAAUGGACAGACUUGGCCUCAGUUAUACGCAAUCACGAAGAAUUAAUGAUCAAACGCUGCGGUGAUUUGGAGCAAUUCAUCCUUACAUGCGAUCCCAUCAAACACUCAGCUGCUGUGAUCUUUGCACUAAACGUGCUUUAUGAUAUUGCCGAGAAGAAAUCUCUUUCAAGUGGACAAGAACGAGUCUUUGAUAUUCUACGAAACUUCUUUAUCUCAAAAACCUAUGGAAGAGAACAGUUGCUAUCAAUUGUUGAUAUCUAUUGUCAGCUUUUCCGAAAGCUUCACGACUAUUGCAUCUCUACGAAAAAAUAUGAAAUUGGUCUCAAUGUUACGAUUCUGGGUAUUGAUGCUAUCACCGACACAGGAAGCGGUCUGCUGACUUCAUUACACAGUCAUCUUUUUGAUCUGGCUUUACAAGCAGACCAACCGGGACAGGCCUGUGGUUAUUUGGAAGACAUAAAAGAUAUUUUAAACGAGAAUAUGAUUUCGCAACAUAUUUCCAGCAACUAUUCGACCAAUUCGCCACACAUUGAAUACAAAUAUGUGCUUUCGUAUUUGUACUAUGGCUCGGAAAUUGCUUACAAAAACAAAGAUGUGAACCGAGCCAUCGUGCUCUUGCAUAACCUAAUUACGUUUCCGGCGACUGAUAUUGUGCCAAUGCUGGUAACUGGACAUAAAAAAUGGUUCCUCUAUCAAAUUCUGGCUGACAAAGAUGUUACUCCACCAGCAGGACGAUCGCCGUGUUUGAAUCGCGUCUGGCGACAAGAGUGUGAACCAUACAUGAAAAUUUAUAAUGCAAUGCAAUCAAAAGAAAAUACACUGGCUGCAGUGAACGCGGUUUUGAAGGAACAUGAAAAGGUUUUUGAGAAGGAUGAAACCACGGAUCUGAUUAACGCUCUACUUGUUGCUCUGACAGAAAGAGCAGUGCUAAAAGUCGCUAAGUGUUUCUCGAAUAUUGGUAUCCAAGACCUUGUUCGCCGAGCUUACUUGAAGUCCGUGGAAGAAGCCAAAGAGCUUUGUGAGAAAUUGAGUCAAGAAGGAAAGCUCACUGCACGAUUUGAGAACGAUGUUGUUCAUCUGCAAAUUCCUGCUCACAAAGUUAGCGAAUCCGCUAUCAAGAAGACGCUUCAACGAGUGGAAGCUGCCAAACAAAAUCUCACUACAGUUCAUUGUAGUGUUCAAUGUCAUCCUAUCUAUUUAUCUCGUACCUUGCGAGUUUCAGGACCUGGAUAUUUGGACGACGAGGGCCUCAGUAUGAGUAUGGCACACUCUCAAGCUUUACAAAAAGAU